UUGCUUAUUUUUUAAUUAUAGCUAUUCGUCAUUCAAAUAUUCAUUGAAAGACUUUGCAUAACUGUUUUUCCGACAGGGAAUACAAAUUCACAUUUUGGUUGCUACAAUUUUAUUUAUUGUCACCAACGUUAGCUUAGAUGUCAUGAAUUCCAUUCCCACGAUAAAACAACUGCUUUAUCUACCACUUCAUGUCCCCACGCUAGCAGAGAAGGCACCAGACAGAAGACAAAUCAGCAAUAAUAAUCGCCCACUUUAGCGGCAAAACCACCAACCACCAGACAGCGGACAAGAAAAAAUUUUUUUCACUGGUUGAUUGGAGAAGAAGACAAGCAUUGAUCAAUGAUUGCCCAUCUAUUUAUUUUAAUCGUCUUCCUCUCAAACUAAGUAGCGUAGGCAGUCCUUGAUGGAGGUUUUUGAUACGACAAUUGUGAAGCGUGAAAAUCUGGAUGAUUUUUCAAAUGACAACACAUACUUGGACCAAUUUAUGCCCUAUGGAGCUGAGGUGUUUGAAACACAGUCAAUAGAUUGGUUCUCCGGUUUGGUAGACGACCGUACAAUGCCAUCGACAUUGGGAAGUUUAUCGGAUUAUUCAAACCUAGAUCCGAGCGAAGAACGUUCCAAUGGUUUUGAUCUCCAACAACGAAAUAAUCAUUAUAGCAUUUACCAUGAAACAUCUUCCUCAGAAUUGGAUCACGGACCAGAUUUAGAUAAUAGCGAGUUAGAGAUCGACGUGAAAUCGUUUUACUCCCAAGAAAAUUUCUAUUCGCAAGGUUUAAAUACUACAGACGCUUUGAUCGAAUUCAAGACUGAAAAUAUUAAAACGGAAAGGAACGCGGAUUAUCUCAUGAAAUGCAGUGAAGAGGACGCGCUUGGACUUAGUGAUCGUGACAGCGAGUCAGGUUAUGAUUCUGUUGCCCAUUCGCCUACGUCAGAAACUCCAACUACUCCAUCAAGGUGUUUAAUAAUGGCAUCAUGCGAUAACGAGAUAUUAAAUCAAGGGGCAAAUGAAGUUAGGUCUCCAAAUGAACAGACUGACAAUCGACGGCCUUUCUUUUUAUCUGACGAGGAAAAACGAACUUUAAUUACUGAAGGCUUGCCAAUCCCUGCAGGUUAUCCUCUUACCAAGUCGGAGGAAAGAGCGUUGAAAAAAGUUCGCCGGAAAAUAAAAAACAAGAUUUCAGCCCAAGAAAGCCGUCGUAAGAAAAAAGAGUAUAUGGAGCACUUGGAAAAAAGAGUUGAAAUGUGCUCGAAUGAAAAUCGUGACUUGCGAAAAAAACUGGAUAAUAUGGAAACGGCAAACAGGGCGUUGAUCAGCCAGUUACAAAAACUUCAAUCGAUUGUUGCAUCGAAAGUUUCGACAACGCUAACUGCCUGCAUGUCUACACAAACUGAGGAGGAGAAAUCUAGUUAGUCCGAAUAAGAAAAUUUUGGGAACGUUUUUCUAAAAAUGGCAAAUCCUGUGAGAAGAUAUCCGAAAGAAGACGGAGUAAAAUAAAAUGAAGUUGAUUAUAAAUCACUUGACAAAAAUUCAAUUGAAUAUUUUUCUACUUCUUAAAAGGAUGGACAUUAUUUGUAAAUAAAAUAAGUCUGAAUGUUAAUUUUAACGCUAAAGUGAGAGCUCACAAUAUUGCAUUGAAAUAAAAUAGGCAAAGUGUACACUUCGCUCGUCCUGUACACCGUUUACAAAUAUCUUAUCCAUCUUUAUUAUUUAAAAUGAACAGUGAUGGUUUUUAUUUGUUGAUAUAUGAAGGUAGAAUUUAAAUUUUGGACGAAGAGAAUGUAGAUAUUUAUGAAAUUUCGCUUAUUUUGUUUCUUUGAUUGAAUAGAAAUGUUUGUCUUUAUAAUUUUA
Xenia sp. Carnegie-2017 is the source of this 1849-nucleotide messenger RNA. RefSeq lists its product as uncharacterized. Gene Ontology annotation, biological process: regulation of transcription by RNA polymerase II. Lineage: Eukaryota; Metazoa; Cnidaria; Anthozoa; Malacalcyonacea; Xeniidae. The transcript has 11 exons. Gene Ontology annotation, molecular function: cAMP response element binding; DNA-binding transcription factor activity, RNA polymerase II-specific. The record is from RefSeq and is a predicted model, not a curated record. The coding region runs from base 404 to 1411 and encodes 335 amino acids.